This is a messenger RNA of Plasmodium coatneyi, 2517 nucleotides long. Its product is annotated as Serine/threonine-protein kinase. Lineage: Eukaryota; Apicomplexa; Aconoidasida; Haemosporida; Plasmodiidae. Gene Ontology annotation, cellular component: cytoplasm. The record is from RefSeq and is a predicted model, not a curated record. Gene Ontology annotation, molecular function: protein serine/threonine kinase activity; ATP binding. The transcript has a single exon. Bases 1 to 2517 code for a protein of 838 amino acids. Gene Ontology annotation, biological process: protein phosphorylation; intracellular signal transduction.
AUGACCACCAAUGUCAAUACAAAUCCAAUGUUACCUAUGCCAAUUACCUCCCUGGACAUAGACAAGAAAAAUAACACUCACAAUAAUUAUACACAAAAAAGACAUGUAAAUUAUUUACUCGAAAUAAAGAGAAACAAUAAAAAGAUACAAAAACCUUGCUCACAUAAAAAGGAGUCCCCAGAUGAAAACCAAAUAAACGAAGCACACACUCGACAUGUGCACAAUAACACUCCUCGAAAGUUGACUAAGGAACAGGGAGAAAGGACCGUCUGCACACUGAUCCACAUAAAUAAAGUGAAAAACUGUAAGGUAUGCCCCAUGGUUAUUCUAAAAAAGGAUCACGUAAAUGAAAAUUCACGGGGAGUCCACGCACGAACAACCUUCGGAAAAAGCGGCUGCAGUAGGACCGCGUCCAGUUUGCUAAAGAAUGCAACAAUGAAAAAGGGCCACGGCAAAAAGGGGGAACACAAAAGUGAGAUUCAUGCCACGCAUAAAUGCGGAACUCAAGCCGAAGGAAGAAAUGGCUACCUCAAUGAGAGAAAAACUGCGACGGCUGCCAUAGCGCACAUGAAAGCCCCCCCGGCAGACACACAUAUUCAGCCAUCGGCAAGGGGAGUUAUCCCCCCCUCAACUUGCACAAUUUUAAAAAGUAAAAUGAGGAAAAAUUCAUCAAAGGCAGGCCUAACCCUCCACUCUAAGGAAGAAAUAAAAGGGAAAAGCGAAUUCUAUAGGAAAUGCCAAAUUGGAAAGGAGAAAAGAUGCACAUUAUUACCUCACAAGGUCAGGAAAACACAAAAGGGUGAUACACAUGGUGGAUGCCGUAAUGAGGAAAAAAAUGGAACAGCCGGUAAAAGCGCAAUGAAGACAGAAGAAUGCCAAAUUUCAUCUCAAGAAGAAGUGAAAAAUGUAAAAAGUUGCACACUUAAGGGGGAAAAACACCAAUUUGGGUCAAAAAAAGGCACAGAAAAUGCGUUUAUUAAGAAUAUUGUAGGGGGAAAUAACACCAAAGAGGCAGCCGAAUUUGUGAGCAUAAAUGGGGAAGCACCUCCCAUUAAUAGCAUAAAGAGAUGUAAAGUCAGAACCAUUUUGUUGAAUAAAACGUGGCUGCAAGAAGGGGCUAUCACGAAGUUGGUGUCGCUCGAAGAGGAGGGGGAAAGAGGACAAUUCCGGUGUGGGGAGGACUCGGCCCAGAACCUAUCCAAUGAAAAUAAUCCUGAUGAAGAACAGCCCAUGGAGGAGCCAUCCCACUUCCCAACUUCAAAUAAAGAAACAGAACGGGAAAACCAAAAGGAGCAGUCGAAGGAACACCCACAUAGGUACAAAAUUAUAGCAGUGAAGAUGAAAAAGAAUAAGGAGCUGAAAAAAGAAUACAUAAUAACAAAACAAAUCGGGAAGGGGACGUUCGGAAAAGUCUGUCUGGGAAUUCACAUACACACACACGAAAUAGUGGCCAUAAAAAUUUUAAACAAAAAAAAGUUACAAAAAUUAAUCAGUUAUGAAAAAAUAAUGAAGGAAAUAAAAAUACAUGAACAGAUGGACCAUAAUCACAUAUGUAAAUUAUAUGAAGCAUAUGAAGAUGGAAAAAAUAUAUAUAUGAUAUUAGAGUAUGUUCCGAACGGAGAUUUAUUGACAUAUGUUUGUAAAAAAAAGAAAAGAAUAAAUGAAGACACAGCGAGGAGAAUCUUCUACCAGUUAAUCAGUGCAGUGAAUUAUUUACACAAAUUUAAUGUCGUCCAUAGGGAUUUAAAACCAGAAAAUAUUUUACUGGAUGACGAUGAAAAUAUAAAGUUAAUCGAUUUUGGUCUUUCCACUGUGUAUGAAAAAAAUAAUUUGUUAACAACAUCAUGUGGGUCCCCAUUUUAUACCUCCCCAGAAAUUUUACUGGGAAAUAAAUACCAUGGAGAAUUAACAGACGUGUGGUCCCUGGGUGUUAUCCUUUUUUUAUUACUAAAUCGCAAGCUGCCAUUUAAUCAUACCAAUUUGAAUGUACUCUUCCAGGAAAUUAUAAAAGGUCUACUCCAUUUCGAACCGCACAUUUCAGAAGGCGCAAAAAAUCUAAUUCGAAAUAUGCUGAAUGUAAAUUACCAGAAAAGGUAUUCCCUAAAGGAUGUAGAAACGCAUCCAUGGUUUAACACAUAUCAUAUGAAAAAAAAAAAUCUAACAAAUUUGCGUCAUGGCAACUGUGACUUAAUUUGCUGUAAUGUAUGUUUAUACAAAGUAAUCAUUCUGAGUAGUAGCCAGUGGAUGCGCUUAAUUUUAAAUAAAAUUGGCAAAAUAUAUGCCAUUGGAGUGGACAAAGUUUGUCGUGAAUUACGAGAAAAGGGAAAAAAUUCGAUCAAAACGAGUUUUUAUCUUUUGCUAAAUAAAACCAUUCGAAUGGUAUCCACAAAUAAUUCCUUAUGUUCCCAUCUUGUCUUAGUCACACAUACGUCUAUGCAUCCUGAAGGUGAGAACUGUCCACCCAUCCAUUAUGAAGCGCUCUCCUCUUCACAUGCGUUGGCCAGUACCUACACAUAG